UAUCUCAAGUAUGUGCAGACCGUUUGACCCAUUUUACCCCAAGUCACCUCUCCACAUUAUUUCCCCAUCGCCCAUUAUUCCUAGUCCCACUAUUCCGCAAGCACAACUAUACCGAGAUCCUAUGUGACAGGUUCUACCUGCUGGCUGCUUCUUUCCUUCGAGCAUAUGUGAGCCUUGUUCCGACCAACUGCACCUAUCAAGUCGUCCAUAAUCUAUACAACUCAGUCGAAAUAUGCACUCAUCUUGAUCAUGGGUAUAAUCCAACUUCACGCCGCGUCAUUGUACCUUUGCUAAAUGUUGCGAUUCCCAGCGGCGACAUAAAACCCACCACCAAUAAUAACAGCAUCCAGAGCUGUACGACUCCAGUUCGCUCUGCAGCAUCGUUCUUGCUGCCCACAAGGCAGCUAUAUCUCUACAAUGAAACGAAAAAGAUCCCAAGAGACGUUAGUUCCGCUGCUUCAGAAAAGAACUGCGAACAGACGCACUAAAAAGACGGGCGGCAAGCCAUGUCGUCUGCUCAAGAUCCUCGGACAGUAUGGACUUCUCGCGUCAAUAGCGGGAAAUCUUCUUCCCAGGGACUUGUUCGCCCUCGCAGCAACAUCGAAGUCCACGUACGAGACUAUCUUCCCUUGCAAAGAGAGUCGCACCAACCUCUUCGCGAAGAUGGCAUGCGCUGGUCGUGGAGUUGCUCUGCGGCGCCUACAUCAUCAAAAAUCCAUCUACUUCACGCAAUACAAGUGUGAGGAAUACGCUCAAUGCCAAGCUGAAUCGCACACGGAAACAUCCAAGAGCAAGCCCUGCGAAGUUUGUCUCCAAACGACAUGUGACGAAUGUCGAAUACAUUGCGUAUAUGGCAGUAUACAGCAACCUGCAGAGGCAACGGAUGAACUUCCGGAGCUAAGUGGGUUUGCUCUACUGGCGCCAGAGGAAAUGCGACUCUUGACGCCGGCCCAUAUGGGGCUCACUACUGUCGCAUCAACAAUGCCUUGCCACGAUCAAGGCUUCCUGGAUAUCCCGAUUGAAAGCACUGAAGAUGCGAAAGUCGAGUACAUCGACGAUAUACUUGACUUCGAUCUUGGGAGGGGUGCAUUGAGGCUCUCAAACUCUUCCACGGCCAGUCAUCCAUCGCCUGUGAUCCAAGCCUUCUGGGAUGUCACCGAAAAUCGCAAACGACGAAUUUGUGCAGAGUGCUACGAAGAAACUCGUAGUCGCCAGAACAUCACAGGUCCGCCCCACAGCUGUUGCUGUACGCUUAGGACUGUUUUUGUGGAUCGCUGGCUCUGUCUGCCUUGUUAUCAGGCGGAGCAGAGAAAUUUACAAGCGACUUUUCCCACGAGUCGAAAAUGGUGUGGCAUUAGAUGCCAACCCUGCGGGACGUCCCUACAGAAAUCAGCGUCGUGCUUGAUGUGUUUAUGGUGCUGGGGCAUAGUUGCCGAUCCCACACUCGAAGAUGGAACCCCCUUGGUGUGA
This is a messenger RNA of Periconia digitata, 1470 nucleotides long. Lineage: Eukaryota; Fungi; Ascomycota; Dothideomycetes; Pleosporales; Periconiaceae. The record is from the annotation of a GenBank genome assembly.